Ruditapes philippinarum (Manila clam) is the source of this 1746-nucleotide messenger RNA. RefSeq lists its product as uncharacterized. Bases 1 to 1746 code for a protein of 581 amino acids. Gene Ontology annotation, biological process: proteolysis. Lineage: Eukaryota; Metazoa; Mollusca; Bivalvia; Venerida; Veneridae. The transcript has a single exon. Gene Ontology annotation, molecular function: aspartic-type endopeptidase activity. The record is from RefSeq and is a predicted model, not a curated record.
AUGAACAAUUUACCAGCAUUACCAAGUUUUGAUCUUGAAACGGAUAAAUCCAAUGCAGGCACGCGUUGGGAGAAAUGGAUUGGGCGCCUCGAAAAUUUAUUUGUGGGGAUGAAAAUAUCAAACGCUGACCAGAGAAGAGCAUUAUUACUACAUUACGCCGGAGAAAAAGUGUACGACAUCUAUGACGUAGAGAAAAAGGACAGUGCAGCGACUUAUGAUGCAACAAAAAAGGUACUUAGCGACUAUUUUGCUCCCAGAAAGAACGUUCAAAUUGAAAUUUACAACUUUAGAUCAUACAAGCAAUUAGAAGCACAAACGAUUGAUGAAUAUGUGACUGAGUUAAGAACUUUGGCAAAGAACUGUGCAUUCGCAGACAUUGACAAUGAAAUUUUACAACAAGUGAUACAACAUGGCCGCUCAAAUCAACUCAGAAGAAGAGCGUUACGUGAACCAGAUAAAAAACUCGAUGACAUUAUUACAAUGGGACGUAUGUUUGAACAAUCAGAUAUGCAAGCCUCCGCAAUGGAAAAUUCAGAAAAUUCUAGAUCUGUACACAAGGUUUCAAAGUUCAAUAGUAGAACACGAGGACGAGCGCCGAUGCCUCAUGGCCGUGGGAACAGUAGAGGGUCGUAUGCAAAUUUUGGAGGUCGUGGGAAAUAUGGUCCGAAGAACCAAUCGAAUCAACGAAGUAGAACACGUGAUGGUGCGUCAGCCAAUACUUGCAGAAAAUGUGGUUAUGAAUUCCCGCACAGAGAUAAGCCGUGCCCAGCCACAGGUAAAACCUGCAAUGUAUGCAAGAAACCUAAUCAUUUCGCGCGCUGCUGUUUAGCGCCGAAAUAUCAGCAUGUCAAAGAGGUCAGCGAUAACGCCAGCAGUUCGCUACAGUUUGAUUCGGAAGAGGAGUACCUCUAUAACAUAACAGUGAAAAAUGUCGGUAAACAAAAAGGAUCAAAAACGCCCAAAACACAGAUAAAAGUCAACGAUAAAACGAUUACGGCUACAAUAGACACAGGAUCAAGUGUGAAUAUACUAGAUGAAACCACGUAUGAUUACUUAGGAAAACCUAAAAUAAAAACAAAAGGGCUGCCAAAUUUACUUCCAUACGGAGGGGGAAGUGCAUUAAACGUAAAGGGCUGUGUGAAUUUAACGGUCGAAAAGAACAGAAAAUACACAGUAACACCAUUUUAUAUUGUGAAAGGAAACCAUGGAGCUCUAUUAGGGUGUGAAACAUCAUGUGAAUUAGAAAUAAUAAAAUAUAACCAAGGGAUAACGGCCAAUAUGGAAGAUAAAUAUCAAGGAAUUUAUGACGGUAUUGGGAAAUUAAAAGGACAAAAAGUUAAAUUACACAUAAACCGUGAUGUAAAACCUGUAGCGCAGAGAAAUCGACGUACGCCAUUUCAUUUAAGAAAGAAAGUUCAAAAGGAAAUUGAAAAGCUACUUGAAAAUGACAUCAUAGAAGAAGUUAAAAAUGAAUCAACACCAUGGGUGUCACCGAUUGUCACCCCACCGAAGAAAAAUGGAGAUGUAAGAUUAUGCAUAGACAUGAGAGAGGCAAACAAAGCUAUUGAAAGAGAACGGCAUCCAAUGCCAACAAUAGAUGAACUUAUACACGACAUGAACGGUGCAAAAGUGUUCAGCAAACUAGAUUUAAAAGCUGGAUAUAAUCAGCUGGAAUUAGAUGAAGAAUCGAGAUCAAUCACUACAUUCUCUACACACAUGGGCUUAUACAGAUAUAUAAACGUUUGA